Molecule: messenger RNA, 827 nt
Organism: Ruditapes philippinarum (Manila clam)
Lineage: Eukaryota; Metazoa; Mollusca; Bivalvia; Venerida; Veneridae
Product: BLOC-1-related complex subunit 5-like
Exons: 4
Coding region: 40-762 (240 amino acids)
Biological process (GO): lysosome localization; positive regulation of anterograde synaptic vesicle transport; organelle transport along microtubule
Cellular component (GO): cytoplasmic side of lysosomal membrane; BORC complex; synaptic vesicle membrane
Source: RefSeq, a predicted model, not a curated record
AAAUUUAUUGAUCUAAGUAUUUUCAAUUUCUUAUAGGAAAUGGGAUCUGACCAAAGUCACCAGCCACCUGCAGGUGCACCAGGAAGUGAGAUCAAGUCCCAGAGAGAUGAAGAUAUCCCAUACACCUCAUACUCAAUUAGCAAACCAAUAUCUGGAGAUAAUCCAAAAACAUCACCGAUGAUACAGGGGAACCGGAAAAGGGCAGCAACAGCACCAGUUCAACCGGUAUCAAGGGAAAGAUCUAGUACCGGUAACACACCUACUCCAAGCAAGCACACAAUUGUUGUUGUAGCAGAUGGUCAAGUAGAUUUGAAAGAUCCAGAUCCUGAGCUGACCAGAUUAAGUACUAUACCAGCUUUCUAUCCUAUCAUGAGAGGAUCUCUGAACCUACCAACAAGUUCCAGGGAUUUAGAUCUACUGGAGAAAUUAGACCCGAAAAAUCUGUUAUUGCUGUGCUUGAGAUACCAGGAGCACUUGAAACAACUGUCCGAGAGUGUUGCUUUUGACCAGAAUGCCCUAUGUAUACGUAUAAAAGAGAUUGACUGUAUGAUUCAGAAGUUAAUGAAUACCAUGACAGAAAAACAGAAAAAAUAUGCGAAAUACGCGGAGCAGUUUCAGCGUACAUCAGAGACAGUGCUAGUGUUAAAUCGUAUACAAGAUACGAUGAACGAUAUUAUACCUAAAAUGGAGGCGUUAAAUAAAAUGUUGCCUCCCGGAGAACAGUUAGAACCGUUUCAAAUGAAGGAUAGGGAUCGCAGAUGAGAAAAUGAAAUGAUGAUGGCCAUGGUUGUAUCAUAUUAUUGAAACAGAACUGACAAGAUUUUUUU